GAGGUCUCUUGCUCAAGAAAAUGUCAAAAUGGUAUGAAGUGUCAGUACGACUAUGAUACCAGACAAUGCCAACGCAGAUGUGAGCCGCCCUACACAGGAAUUGAUUGCAACCAGCUUCAAGGUAGAAUCCUCAGCGCAUUACAUUAAGCAUUUUAAGAGCUGCAACACUUUUUCUUAACGCAAAAUUGUGUAAAUCAAGAAACCAGUGGCUUCGAACAAUACCAGGUUCACCUCAUCCUCAUCAAAAAGUAGUUGCAAGCUGUACCUAUGGGAUGAAAAAUAAUUUGAUUUAUGUCCUAAUGGGAUUUGCUUUGGGGAGGCAGCAGUUGUGGAGGCGCUCGCCCAUCACAGCUGGGGUCUGGGUUCGAUUCCCGAAGUUGUGGGUUGAGUGUGAUGAGUGUUCUCAUCCGCGCUCCACUUAGUUUAUUCACAAAAACCAAAACUCAACAUUAAAAAAAAAAUAAAGGGUCGCAGACGAAGAACCAUUAGGCAUCUCUAUAAUGAUGCCCUUUAUAACUAAAACUUUGUCUCUCCAAUUCACUCUUCGUCCAAAUGGGAUCGAGAUAAAGGGAAUCCAAUUUAUUGUGCACUACAACAGGAAGUGAGAUUUACUUUGGUUUUAUUCCAGCCAUAUCCUUUCGUUUCACCACUCUUGGUGCACAAGGUAACUCUGGGCCAAUAUCGACUGCUGAAUAUGUGAACACGUCACUACAGGGAACGGUAACACUCGACAAAGGGGUCCAGAUCUGGAGAGUGCCAUUCACUGCUAAUUAUAGACUCAAAGUCGCUGGGGCUUCAGGAGGAAAGGCGUCAUCCUCAGGGGGAAAGGGUGCAAUCGUAGCAGGAGUGUUGCUGCUAACGAAGGGAACUGUGCUGCACCUUUUGAUUGGUCAAAAAGGACUUCCAGGAAGUUCUGGUGCAGGAGGAGGUGGGGGAACUUUCGUAGUUUCUAACAAAAACACGCUUUUGGUAGCAGCAGGUGGUGGUGGCGGUGGAGGUGGUCAUAUUAUCUCAGAAGACGGAGAUGAUGGUCAAGCGACCAAAGCUGGCAGCGUUUAUGGUGGUGUAAAUGGUUUGGGUGGAUCAGUGUGCGCUAAAGAGGACAACAAUGCAGGGGGAGGAGCUGGAUUUCAGGAAAAUGGCAAAUGUAGUCGCAAUGUGUCAUGUUCCUUAACUCCUCAUCCAUGCAACGAGUCCGGGUUGGCCUAUGUAAAUGGUGGUCUGGGUGGCAAUGGGAAUGGUGUUGGAGGAUUCGGCGGGGGUGGGGCGGCAUACAAAGAUUUUGGAGGAGGCGGAGGGGGUUAUUCUGGAGGGGGAGUGCAUGCCACGUCUUGGGGUUCACGGGCAGGAGGGGGUGGAUCUUACUGGCCCGUAGGGCGGUUGAAGUCAAGCAAUGAAACCAACUCUGGCGACGGAUACGUAUUGAUAGAUUUCAAUAACAGUUUAAAUUAA
This is a messenger RNA of Pocillopora meandrina, 1452 nucleotides long. The record is from the annotation of a GenBank genome assembly. Lineage: Eukaryota; Metazoa; Cnidaria; Anthozoa; Scleractinia; Pocilloporidae.